Molecule: messenger RNA, 4085 nt
Organism: Boleophthalmus pectinirostris (great blue-spotted mudskipper)
Lineage: Eukaryota; Metazoa; Chordata; Actinopteri; Gobiiformes; Gobiidae
Gene: rap1gapa
Product: RAP1 GTPase activating protein a
Exons: 24
Coding region: 803-2947 (714 amino acids)
Biological process (GO): activation of GTPase activity; regulation of small GTPase mediated signal transduction
Cellular component (GO): cytoplasm
Molecular function (GO): GTPase activator activity
Source: RefSeq, a predicted model, not a curated record
AAUGUACAUGUGCUGUUGAACUUGAAUGAAUUAGUGUAAUUUUUUUUGUAGAAAAGUAGAAGUACAAGUAAGUAGAAGAAUGUAAAUAUUUGCUUUAAAUGAACAUAAAAUGAUUAAAUAUAUAACUAAAUAUCUGACAUAGGCCUGUUGUGAUAAUAUAGUGGGGAAAAAAUAUAAACAGUAAAUGAUAAUAUUGAAUCCCAUUAUGCCACUGACAUGAUAAACCUAAAGCAGAUUUUCCCAAAAAUAGAUUCUAAAUAUACAGCUCUGGUAGAUACCGAUAGACAUGAGCUCCAAUACAAAUGAAACACUUCAUGUGUCACAGAAGUUACUAAGUUACUCAGAAAAGUACAAAAAAUAAAAUACAAAAAAAACCUACUAUCACCAUUACCGCUAGUACAAAGCAAAAAGUGCCCAUGAUAAAUUUGAAUAACUGUCUGAGCUGUCAUGUAUUGAAUGAUAAGUCAAUCUAACACAAUACAUUUCUUUAAAGUCCAAAUUUAAUUUUGUAUCCAGUUGUCACCUCUUUAUAUUUAUUUUUAUAUAGACCCAUAAUAAAAUAGUAAUAAACAUAAUAAACAGCAGAGGAGCAGAGGUUGACUUUUUGCCAAGGCAGCAGCAGCAGCUCUGUGUGAAACCUGAGCCAUGCACCUGCCAGUUGUUGAUGAUCCUGAAUGUUCAGAGGAGCACAGGAUCUGCUCUGACAGUGUCUCAAAAUGACUGGCAUAGAUAAGGAGGCACUACACAACUAGACCCAAGUCGUGCUUUUGAAAGAUUCAAAGCAACUGAACUGAACUCAGCUAUGGCUAAUUUACCAGACAUCAGUGCUCCCAAGACAUCAAAACGUACCCCUGAUUUAUUUGAAAUGAUUGCGAGGAUGCAGGGUAACAGGAUGGAUGAACAAAGAUGCACCUUUCCUCCCCCACUCAAGACAGAAGAGGACUACAUUCCAUACCCAAGUGUACACGAGGUGCUAGGCAAAAAAAGCCCAUUUCCUCUUAUCCUCCUGCCACAGUUUGGGGGCUACUGGAUCGAAGGAACCAAUCACGAAGUGGCAGACACACUGGACUCAGAGCAGGUGCCACCGCUGUCCCCCAACACAAGAACUAAACUGGAAUGUAACACAACAGCCAUGCUCUAUCGCAAACACUUCCUGGGAAAGGAACACUUUAAUUACUAUUCAGUCGACACCGCUCUUGGACAUCUGGUCUUCUCACUAAAAUACGAUGAGAUUGGAGAUCAGGAGCAUCUACGGCUAAUGCUCAGGACCAAGCUGAAAACAUACCAUGAUGUCAUCCCCAUCUCCUGCCUCACAGAGUUCCCCAAUGUGGUGCAAAUGGCUAAGCUUGUCUGUGAAGAGGUCAAUGUGGAUCGCUUUUACCCUGUUCUUUACCCCAAAGCUUCAAGACUCAUUGUGACCUUUGAUGAACAUGUGAUCAGCAACAAUUUCAAGUUUGGAAUCAUCUACCAAAAGUUUGGACAGACAUCAGAAGAGGAGCUAUUUGGCAACACGCAUGAGAGCCCUGCGUUUGUCGAAUUUCUGGAAUUUCUGGGAGAAAAGAUUGAGCUGCAUAACUUUAAAGGUUUCCGAGGGGGUCUUGAUGUUACCCAUGGGCAAACUGGGACAGAAUCCAUCUACUGCAACUACCGCAACAAGGAAGUGAUGUUCCAUGUGUCGACAAAGCUACCUUAUACAGAGGGAGACACGCAGCAGCUUCAAAGAAAGAGGCACAUAGGGAAUGAUAUUGUGGCCAUUGUAUUUCAAGAGGAGAACACUCCAUUUGUGCCAGACAUGAUUGCAUCUAACUUUCUUCAUGCUUAUAUUGUGGUUCAAGUGGUCAACCCCUGCUCUGACAAUGUUUUAUAUAAGGUGUCAGUAACAGCAAGAGAUGACGUACCUUUCUUUGGUCCAGCUCUACCGAGCCCUGCGGUUUUUACUAAAGGUCCUGAAUUCCAUGAAUUCCUUUUCACUAAGUUAAUAAAUGCAGAGUAUGCUUGUUACAAAGCAGAAAAGUUUUCAAAAUUAGAAGAGCGGACACGGUCUGCGUUGUUAGAAACCCUGUAUGAGGAGCUCCAUAUGAAUAGCCAGGCCAUGAUGGGCGUCGGAGGGGACGAUGACAAACUGGAGAACGGGAGUGGUGGAGGAGGGGGCUUCUUUGAAUCUUUUAAGCGGGUGAUCCGCAGCAGGAGCCAGUCCAUGGACGCCAUGGGUCUAGCUUUCAAGAGGCCACACACAGUCUCCACUAGCCUCAGCGGCAGCUUUAACCACAGUCCCACAGACAGUCCCAAAUUCCCAGGGAUAUCAUUGCUUGUCCCAGGCAAAAGUCCCAGUAAAUAUGGACGUCGAGGCAGUGCCAUAGGGAUAGGAACAGUAGAAGAGUCGUUGAUAAUUCCUGGAAAAAGUCCAACCAGGAAAAAGUCUGGUCCCUUUAGUUCCAGACGAAGCAGUGCUAUUGGUAUUGAGAACAUUCAAGAGGUCCAAGAGAGGAGUAGGGACAGUUCACCACACACACAGAAGACUCCUGACAGUGGUCACGUCUCCCAAGAUCCAAAAUCUGACAACUCGUCCAAUCAGAGCUCUCCUGAAGUGCUCAACACAGCUAAGAACAGUUCUUGUCUCUGUGGCAGGGCUCCUUCCAUUGCUGAGGGUCAUGACCUCUCCCGUUCCUCCUCCAACGCCAGCAGCUUCGCCAGUGUGGUAGAGGAGAACGAGACGGAGGCAACAGAGGACUAUGAUACUGGGAUGGAGAGUCUGUCUUCUGCUGGAACUCCACACAAGAGAGAUUCACUGACCUACAGCACGUGGCUGGAGGACAGCAUCAGCAGCACUAGCAACACCAGCCGAGGUAGUUCCCCAGGGCCUGGUAAAACGGACCGAGUGAAGGGAGCAGAUAUUCGUAUAAAACUAGAACGACCAUACGAACAUCACUCCUCAUCAAAUUGUUAGUCCUAUCCACAAAGGUUUCCCCUGGAUUUCCAUAAUCAAGUUGACCAUUCCUAUUACAAGUUACAGCCCUUAUGGGAGAGAAGUCUAAGACGAAAGAACUUGUGAGGAGCAGGAAGCAGAGGAGGAGCACAGCGCUCUGGAGCUGCUCGGUGAAGACAGGGCUGGCGUGAAUCAUGCACCAGGACGGCCCAGUGUUUGCACAAUGUUGUUUCCUUUCACUCUUUACUACUCAUGUGUCUACGGACUCAAUGUUAUUUUUUACAUUUUUGUUUUAUUAAGAAAAUAUGAGCCAGGUUUGAAGGACAGUGCAAGUGUAAACUUGAGAUUGAUACAACACAGAGCCAUUAUUCCUAACACUGAAUAUGAGAUAAUAUUAACAAUAAUAAUAUGAAAAUGGCUUUUGUUUAACAAAAAUCUUUUGAUUUAUUACUAAUGGAAUGGCCUUAAAGCAUUUUCAAAGCAUGUUUAUAAUUUUAAUUGUUCACCUCUCACAAUUAAGCCAAAAAGUGAACAUCAGUGUUAAAAAAUAGACAGUGAAACUACAUUAUGUGUACAAUAUGAUAAAAAAGUAAUAUAAGGAUCAAUUACAUAUUUCAAUUUAUUGUCUGCUGUCAGUUAUUGUUAAUGUCUAUUUAAUUGUAUGUUUUUAUUUAUUUGUUUAUUAGAAGUGGCAUUUAUGAUACACCUGGUACACUGUGUCUCAUAGGGACCACAGUGGGCAGCUUGUCACCUUAAACUGUGAGUGUUGCUUCAAAGUAAUUUAUAAUGUAAUAUUAAAUGUCUAUUUGAUGGUCACAUCCCCUUAUGUGCAGUAACUCUUACAUGUAAUAUUGUAAUAUGUACUACUGACAUUGUAAAUAAAGAUUUUAUAGUAAAGAUAUGUAGGCUGAAACUGGACAGUUAAAAGGGGCCUAAAACUGCCUGGUUAUUGGUAUAUUUAUGUAUGACUUCCUCUGUCUUUUUUUGUAUUUUGUCACAUUGCUAAAAGGGAACAGCUGUUGAGGUUGUGAUUUCAGUUGCCUUAUUCUCACAUGCUGAUGGUGUAAAGAUUAAAAAGAGUACUUUAUAGACAGCAAGAUUUACAAUGAAAUGAAUGUGUUGUUGGGUUUGUUGUAAAUAAAUAAAACACUAAAAUCUA